Messenger RNA from Lampris incognitus (smalleye Pacific opah), 2985 nucleotides. Its product is annotated as zinc finger protein 513. Lineage: Eukaryota; Metazoa; Chordata; Actinopteri; Lampriformes; Lampridae. Gene Ontology annotation, biological process: regulation of DNA-templated transcription. Gene Ontology annotation, molecular function: DNA-binding transcription factor activity, RNA polymerase II-specific; RNA polymerase II cis-regulatory region sequence-specific DNA binding. The record is from RefSeq and is a predicted model, not a curated record. The transcript has 8 exons. The coding region runs from base 284 to 1963 and encodes 559 amino acids.
GAGGAAGUGUACGACUUGAACGCCAGUGGCGUGUGAUCGGCAAAUAAAGACGCUUUAUAAGAAGAUACUAAGUGUUUUCGACGCUUCGACAGUAAUGCCGCCGCGAUAUUAAAGGCAGUAGUUGAUUAUGGCCCCGGCAUGGUCCUGACCCCGCUGCUGCUAGUGUGUCCGCUGGAGGAAGAGGAAGAAGGGGAUGAUGACAUGCGUUUAGAGAGCUGUCUGGCUGGCUGACGGACAAACCAGAAGAUCCCCGAUCACAAGGCCGACUAACAAAGAGACGAAGAUGCCGAGAAGGAAACAAUCAAAUCCCCAACCGGUGAAAUUGGAGUCAGAGGACGGGGUGGUGGUGUGCGAACCGGGCUGCUUAGUCUUGGAGAGUGACUUCCUGCUGAGUGGAGAACUGGAGUUCGGAGACUCUGAGAUCAUGGGUCUGGACAGAGACACUGGUAUGACAGUCUUCUCUCUGAGUGUGGAGGACGACCCCUCGGCACCAGCAGAGUCUACUUUCCCAGCGUUUCUUUCCUGUAAGGGAUGUGGCCAGCUUUUAGGAGACACCCCUUUAGGGGCGGGGCUAGAUUUAGGGGCGGGGCUUGACCUAGAGGCGGGGCUUUAUUGCCUGACGUGUGAGGAAGGCCUCCGGUCGAACGCUUGUCCAGGAGUGAACGAUGCAUUGCACGUAGAAGGGCCACACCUGGACGAUCGGGCCGUUAACAGCCGCUCACACAGGAAGCGGAAGAGCGGCAGUGGCAGCGAGAUGGGCGGGGCAGGCGAGUUGUCGCCGAAGUUGUACACGUGCUCACUGUGUACGUUUGUCUCGCGGUACUCCAACCAUCUGAAACGCCACAUGAGGACCCACGAUGGUCAGAAGCCCUACUGCUGUCCCGUGUGCCCGUACGCCUCGGCGCAGCGCGUCAACCUACAGCGCCACGCCCGCACUCACACGGGGGAGAAACCGUACCAAUGCCACCAGUGCAGCUAUGCUUGCAGUUCGCUCGGUAACCUACGGAGGCACCAGCGCAUGCACACCCAAGAGAGACCGCAGCGGAGGGAGAAGGAGAAGAGGCGAGGGAGGCGGAAAAAAACAGAUGGAGAAAUGGAGGAAGUGGUGUCAGACUUGACCCUGCGCGUGUCCCAGGACCUCCAGACACUAGGGGGCCUUGGCUCUCCGUCCGCCCCCCUUCCUGACCUCCUCUUCCCGCUGUGCUGCCAUGUCUGCGGCCUCACCCUGGAGGAGGGUGACCUGGAGGUAGAGAAGGCAGAGGAAGAUGGAGAAGGAGAUGGAGGACAGAUGUGCCAGCGAUGCUCCAUGGACCUACUCGCCAAAGAUCCAGCCAGACCACCGUGCAGCCCGGAGCAUUCCCCAGGAGCCAGGCGGGGUCGACGGGGAACCAAGCUGUACCGGUGCCCGCACUGCCCCUUCCUGUCCCACUACCCAAACCACCUGGCCCGCCACGCCCACACACACUCGGGGGAGAAGCCCCACCGCUGCCCCCACUGCCCGUACACCUCGGCGCACCUGGACAACCUCAAGCGGCACCUGCGCGUGCACACCGGCGAGAAGCCGUACAAGUGCCCGUCGUGCAGCUACGCCUGCGGGAACCUGGCCAACCUGCGGCGCCACGAGCGGAUCCACUCGGGGGCGAAGCCCUACCAUUGCGGCGUGUGCGGCUACUCCUGCAACCAGAGCAUGAACCUGAAGCGGCACAUGCUGCGGCACACGGGCGAGAAGCCGUACGCCUGCGCCGAGUGCAGCUACACCACGGGCCACUGGGACAACUACAAGCGGCACCAGAGGAAACACGGCCACAACACGGACAGCUGGGACAAGCACGCGCCGCUCAACGGCCACAGCUGGGGCAGAGACACUCAGGAGAGCCACAGUCAGGGACAGGGAGACGUCAAGGGGAACGCCAGACCCCACCGCCGUUUUGACACAGAUGUCUCCUUUCACUGUCGAGGUUAGAUUAAGCGGACACGGGAGGGAUCCAGGAGGCACGGACCCGCGGAUGAAAAUAUAUUUUAGGGGGUAGGGUUACCACGCCAGUCUGAAAUUGCACAAGAAGUCUAAAACUGUGGAAACAAUCCAGUCACACAAACACAAGGAUUGUGUUUGUGUGACUGGCCUUACGUUGGCAUUGGGCCCACUGUCAUUUUUACACACGUUUGUUGUUUGAAAAUGUUUGGUCAAGCUUUAUAAUUGAUGUGAAUUCAUGCAACAAGGUGGGGGUGUGGGUGGGGGCUUUGGGUCCAGGCAAAGAAUGCCCAGACUGAUGUAUGGAAAACCUCUCUUGCAGCCUCGGUCGGGUCGAGGAGGGUGAAUGAUAUUGGAUUGAGCGUUUUCACAAAAUGCCGAGACGACAUAUAUGACUUUAUAGGACAUGUUGAUGACGUUUGUGUGGUUUUUUUGUUUUUUUGUUUUUUUUUUAAUUAUACUGUCAGGUGGUGAGAAAGCCUGGGUUUGUCUUCGUUCUGCUGGUCUUUCUCCGAGUCGCCAUCACACACUGUCUUCCUGUGUAACCUCCUUCACAGUGCCUUCAUAGCUCUAAUAAAAGAAGUUUUAGACGGUGAAGUCGGCCUGGCGUGGUGUCGGGUUUGUCAGGCUGUUGGGGGCUCAACGUCGGGGCACCGAUGCUUCACACAUGGCGUCCACUUCCUCUUUUGUUUCUGACUUAGGAAACACCUGCCGACAGGGAGCCAAAGUGCGCAAUGCAUUUUCACGGUACAGCUCACUUCGACAGCGUCGAGUCUCAUUUAAGAAAAAAUUCGAAGUAUUCCCCCAGUUUCAUUUCCAAACACCCCCUGCAGUGCAGUCCCGUCACAGGGACUCUACACCCCAGCAUGUCAGUAGGCAGAACAGCAAAACAAUGUGGCAUCUUUUGUAAAAGCAAACCUGGAUAAUAACCUAUACAUGCAUGCAAUAACCUAUGCAUGUGUGCGAUAACCUAUACAUGCAUAUAAUAACCCAUGCAUGCAAUAGCCUAUACA